AAACAUUUGAAAUGCUCCAGAGAGAAAUCUUUCAUGUACAAAGUGUUUCCUUCAUCCCUUGAGGAAUUUUGAUUGUUGUCUAAUCUGCACAAGGACAUAUCCAGGAUGGACGAGACUUACCUACUAAAGGAAAGACUACAAGCCAUCACUGAAAAAAGGAAAGUCCAGGAGAAAAUCACAAGACAACGGUUUGAAGUGGAUGAGGAGAAGCUGAAGCUUAAGCACUUAAAGUCAAAGACUUUGAGAGAACAAUGGCUUCUGGAAGGAGUGGCCAACAUCACUCCUCAAGAACAAGAGGCAAUAAGAAAGCAGCAUCUGGAAGACCAGCACCAAUCCAAGCAAAUGGAACAAAAGAUUCUCCGGCUCGAAGAAGAAAUAAAAGCUCUUGAAAACCAAGAAGCCCAAAUUUCAUCUAAUGAACAACUGUUACUGAAAAAACUGAAAGCAACAGAAAGAUCGACAGCAGAUAUAAUUAAGGCAGCACAGGCCGAGAGUGAUCGAAAUCAGGUAAAGUCUGUACACUCGGAAUUUUCAAAUCCUGCAAAAAAAUAUCAGUCUCAGGUAAAGCAGAGAAAAGCAAGUCCAGAAUUUGAAACACAAGGCUCAGGAGGUUCCAAAGCAGCUUUGUUUGCGGUGGAAAUCAAUGUCCAAAAGGAUAUGAAGACAGGAGAAAGCACCGUUCUGUCGACUGCACCAGUGAUGAUCGAUGAAAUCCAAAACAAAGGUGUGAAGGUCUAUGAAGAUGGGGUGAAAUCAGUAUAUGCUUUGCAUAGUGAUGGGAGACUGAUUCAGAAUGGUGUCAGUGACAUGACUCAUGAGGAAGUGGAAGCAUUGUUACAAAAGGCUGGUGAGAAACAGACGAAUAUUCCUGUGGCUUGCCAUGCCCCAGUUUACUCAAGUUCCUACAGCAGCUCCUACUAUCCUAAAAUGUUUAUCAAUGAGCAGAUGGACUCUGAGCCGAGGAUUCAAGAAAACAUGGCUGAAAGUGAAGGAAUUGAGAGGCAUGACCCAGUGAAGGCUCAAGUUUACCGAACCAAUGAUGGUGACACAGAUCUGGAAAGGAAUUUGCCCAGUUAUCAACAGGCAAUGGUCACUCCUACUACUUCCUUAUCCUGCCCAAUAUCUAAUUGCUGGUCUCCGAGUUCCACACGAAGCCAGAGUCGACAAAGUUAUGAGUCAUCAUUACCUGAAAAUGAGCCGAAUUCAGCACAGCUUCCUUGUCACCCGCCAAGGGACAAUUACCGCAAGGCCGUGUUUGUCAAUUCUGAACUCAAUCAUGAUGGCAGAGCUACUACUAUGUCUGAAAAUUUAGACAGUGGGUUUAAUGUUUGCCGUUCCUCGCCUUCUGUCAUUGACACUGAGGAACCAGUUACUAUGGUCUUCAUGGGCUACCACAACGUCAAUGACGAGAAUGAAACCAGCAAAGUUUUAGGGUUUGAAGGAGCGAUCCGAGCAGAACUGGUCAUGAUCAGCGAUGAUGAUGAUGAGGAUGAUGAAGUGAAUCCACAUCAAGCAAAUGACCUCACUAAUCCUGUAUUCCAUCCCGUUCCUCUUUCAACUGGGAAUGAGAUACAUAAAACAUCAUAUGCUGCCAUAACUCUAUCUGCAGGGAAUAACUCUCUCCCAAGGAAAUCCAUUUUGAUCUCAGGCCGAGACAAUAAUCAUUCUCCCUACAGAAAUUAUUCUGGUGACCAGGUGGAUAAAGAUGGAAUCUACAGUGACUCCACAGUGUCAGCCUUAGAAACUAAAAUGGCCAGGCUAGGUAAAAAAGUGCUGAUGUAAAGUGGAGCGAUACAUCCAUAACAAAGGCCAUUGCUUCUACCUGGAACUACGGGAGGUAUUGGAACUUAAUACAGGACAGGCAAGUUAAAAUGAACAUGUAUCAAAGUUGUACUGCUACUAUUCAUUCACAAUAUGUAUGCAUUCAAAUUGUGAUAUCCACUGCAUUUGUUAUAGCUAUCAUUUACCCAAAUAUAACUCUGUUACAGUAUGUAUGUAUUCAAUAUUCUAAUAGAAAACUAAUAAUUGAUUCAAUUAGCUAUUGAAAAAUAAUGUUAAGUUGUUGUUAAUCUUUGGAACUGCUUUUUACUUUGGUUCCCUGUGUUCUUAAAUAAUAAAAUAUUCCUG
Messenger RNA from Mobula hypostoma (lesser devil ray), 2127 nucleotides. RefSeq names its product palmdelphin b (gene palmdb). Gene Ontology annotation, cellular component: membrane; cytoplasm. The record is from RefSeq and is a predicted model, not a curated record. Gene Ontology annotation, biological process: regulation of cell shape. Lineage: Eukaryota; Metazoa; Chordata; Chondrichthyes; Myliobatiformes; Myliobatidae. The coding region runs from base 106 to 1782 and encodes 558 amino acids. The transcript is spliced from 9 exons.